CUGUGAUUGUCUCACAGGGGAAAUGAAAACAUCUGUAUUAAACAUCUGUAUAAUCAAAACUCAUAUCUGUGUCCGGCGUUGGGCUCGGUUUAUAAAAGAGUUUGAUUUCAGCCGUCCAGUCCCUCUGUCUGUGGUGGUACACAAAUAGAUGUUUAUAGGGGCUCCGUUAUGUUCAUUAAAACACGCAGCGUCUGUCUGACAGCCCCCGCAUGUCGGGACGCUCGUUUAAAUGCCGUCUGUGUGAUCGAGGAGAUCCAGACCAACUUCAGUUCAUGAUCUCCUGCUGUUCUCUGUGCUUCACUAACUGAACGCUUCGGGUCGAUCACAGUGACUUUAAAGAUGAAGAUCGCUUUGCUGGUUUUGGUGCUUCUGGCUUUCGGACACUCGCUGCCUAUGCAGCGGAGGAGAGUAACGAGAUCAGAGAGCUCAGAAGGCGACGGGAGCGACUGCGAGGAACACGGCAGUGAAGAGAAGAAAGCAGAGGAAGAGGAAGGAGGAGAUGGAGACGAGGAAGAAGAUGAGGAAGAGGAAGGGGGAAAUGGAGACGAGGAAGAAGACGAGGAAGGGGGAAAUGGAGACGAGGAAGAAGAGGAAGGGGGAGAUGGAGAUGAGGAAGAAGAGGACGAGGAAGGGGGAGAUGGAGAGCGAGAGAAGGAAGGAGGAGAAGAGGAGGAUGAAGAUGGCAGUCAGGAAGGAGAAAGUGAUGAAAGUGCCGCUGCUGAUGAAGAGAGUGAAGACGAGCAGAACAAUGAGGAGAACAACGGAGAGGAAGAACAAGUGUCUGGGAAGAUUUCCUCAGAUCUGACAGAGGAUGUGACAUCAUGAUGGGCGGAGCUCUCGCCGGAUGACAUCAUGAACACUGUGAAGAUGAUCAUGAUCACCGAUCACGGAGUCAAAGAAGAAAAUGAAAGCAAAUUCAUAUUUAACAUACAUGCAAAUUAAGAUUUCAGAAAUAAUUCAUACUCACAUCAUGAAUCAGAUCAGAACACAAAACCACAGUAUAAAGUGUAAAUAAAUAUUGCAUGCUAUUUUAGAUGUUAUUAUAGUUUAUAAUUAUUAAAAAGAAUGGCAUUUGAACAUUUUUGUUUUAUUUCAGUAUUAUUUACCUCAGUCUGGUUUCUCAGUAUAUUAUUUCAAAGCAUUUUAAGGGCUGCUAAAUAUAACCGAUGUUGUUGUUGUUGUUGUUUUUUAAAUGUAUAAAACUUAUUUUGUAAUUCAUUGAUUUGAAUUCAAUAUUACAUAUAUAAAAUCACAAUAAGUAGGCCUAUAUUAUAUAUCAAUAAUUUGUUCAUGUAAAUCCUAGGAACCAGCAUUACCAGAGCAGGAUUCUGUUUUAAUGUCACAUAAGUGUAAA
This is a messenger RNA of Carassius gibelio (silver crucian carp), 1354 nucleotides long. RefSeq names its product acidic leucine-rich nuclear phosphoprotein 32 family member B-like. The transcript has 5 exons. The coding region runs from base 340 to 825 and encodes 161 amino acids. The record is from RefSeq and is a predicted model, not a curated record. NCBI's taxonomy places the organism in Eukaryota, Metazoa, Chordata, Actinopteri, Cypriniformes, Cyprinidae.